UAGUCGUCUCGUCACACUGGAGUGAAAACCAAUAUGGCUGCUAAUUUGGAAAGCCAAGGUUUAGCUGCUGGUCCCCCUUCACCGGCAAAUUUGGGAGGAACAAAGUCAAAAUCUACAUGUAAUUCAAAUUCAAGUGAUAGAAAAGGUAUUCCUGGUCAGGCUGAAGAAAUUUUAGACACAGCAAAUGAGCUUUUACUAAGAAAAGACUAUGGCAAAGCAUUGUCCUACUUUGCCUAUAUUGUCCACACCAUACCGUUGUUUAGAGAUCAAGUUCACGACGAUUUUCUAUUCGCCUUGAAGAGCUGGAGCGGUAUUUUAGCAGAACAUAAUAAAGCAGAAGAUUUGGUAAAGUGUCUAAGGGAAGCUAGCAGACUGUUCCCAGACUCUGCAGAAAUUGCAAACAUUGUUGGUUCCACCCUGUUCCAAUUGAAUAUGUUUGAUGAGGCUGCUUUAAAUUUUCGCCGAGCACUCAAGCUUGACCCACAGCACAACAAUGCAGCAGAGAAUCUUGACUCAAUUGCAAAUCUACUAGUUGAGAGGUGGCAUUUUCGAAUGCUUAAUGAUAAGGGCCGAAACGAGGCCUAUAGAAAUGCGAUAAACCGAUCUAUGAAUAAUGGUUGCAAUCAGGUUUUGGAUAUUGGUAGCGGAACAUGUAUCCUAAGCAUGUUUGCUAUCCAGUCAGGGGCGAAGGAAGUAUAUGCUUGUGAAAUGUCAAAAACAAUGUAUGAUCUUUCGUUGGAUAUCCUGAUGGCCAAUCAAAUGAGAGAUUCAAUCCACAUAAUCAACAAAAAGUCACAGGAUUUGACAAUUCCUGAGGACAUGCCUGAAAAGGUCUCACUAAUAGUAACUGAGACCUUGGAUUGCGGGUUACUUGGGGAAGGUAUUAUAGACACUUUAACCCAUGCAAAACAAGAGCUUUUAACAAGCAACCAGAAGACUCAGAUUAUCCCUGAGAGUGCUAUGGUAUAUGGGCAACUUAUCCAAUGUGAAAAAAUAAAAAAUUACUCCCGAGUGAAGAAAGAUAUUUUUAGCCAUGAUGUCGGUAUCAUUCAGAUUCAUGGUGCCGAGAUGUCAGAAAAGGGAACAGAGCCUUAUACAACUGAGGAAAUGAGUUGUGUAGAACAUACAACACUUUCUGAACCUUUUCACAUCACUUCCUAUGAUUUUCAAACACCUGAGAAGUAUAUUUGCGAAGCUACAUUGGAACUUACGCUCCCUGUUGUAAGGUCUGGUUGUUUGGAUGCGAUAAUGGUGUGGUUUGAACUAAGGUUGGAUCCACACGAAACUCUGUCCAGUGCUCCCGGUUGCAGUGUUUGCUGGGAGCAGGCUGUGUAUCCUUGCCAACUUCUGGAAAGUGAGAGAUCAGUGAAGACUGGAGAAAAAGUCAGUUUAAAUGUAAGACUGGUGAAUAAUGCAAUUUAUUUGGAAGUUCAAGGCAUAGCAAGGAAUCCUAAUUUUACAUUAGCUGCUGAUGAUACUGCAAAGAGUAUGCCAUGCCAAAGAGUAUGCAAGUCAAGUGAUCUUCAAGUGACUGAACAUGAUUUGAACUCUAUUGUAGGAGAUCACAUAUCCAUGGUUUUGCCAUAUCAAGACAUUAGCAAGUUAAAUGAUACUAAAUUCACUGAGAUUUGCAAUGAAGCACUUUCCGAUGCAUUUGAAAAGCUGAAAAUAUUGCCCACACAAGACUUGGCUGAAGAAUCAACCCUUGGUUGUAUUGUUCUAUGUAGCUCACCCAGUUUCAACCCACUUUUUGCCAUAUGGUCUAGGUUUUCACCAGUAGUUUGUUUAUCAAACAACAAGGAUUUCAUGCAGUGUUUGAACACAAUAGCUGGUCAGACAGGGAAAUCAGAAGAUCUUUGCUUCUUUGAUAAACCUCUUGAAGAACUAGCUGGAACCAAAGGAUGGGGCAUUUUGAUUGUAGAUCCUGUUGAGCCAGGUGGCCAACUAAGGCAAGGAGUGAUAGAAGAUAUAGUGUUGGCCAAGGGAUGUGUGCUGUGUGAAGAUACUGGGAUAGUCUUGCCAAGACGAAUUGAAGUCUGGGGCAUGUUGAUCAGCUCAAGUUCUUUAUGUCAGAAAAGCCUUGUGACAAGCAAAGAUGUCACUUUAGGCCUAAAUAUUGCAGGUUUUAUGAACACUUUUCAAGUUGUGAACCAAAUUGAUGUUGAUGUUAAAAGUAACCCUUUUGACACUCUAACUGUUCCAGAGAUGCUUCUUGCAAUGGACUUUUCGAAACCACAUGAUGAUGAGUCACUUCUCUCACUGCUAAAUAUAACUUGUGAAAAGCAUGUGACAGCAUGCAAAGAGGGAAUUGCUGAUGGACUUAUGUACUGGUUUGAACUUGGGUAUAUCAAAGACAGUAAGAUUAGCACUGGGCCAGAUUCUGGCUGUCAAUUCAAUCAAGUUGUUAUCAUGUUUAAGGAGAAGGUUUCUGUCAUCUUCGGACAGAAGUUUCUGGUGAAGACAUCUUGUAAAAACAGCUGCAUUAUGGCUAGUGUUCGAGCACUUUAAGAACUAAAAACAAUU
Molecule: messenger RNA, 2523 nt
Organism: Dendronephthya gigantea
Lineage: Eukaryota; Metazoa; Cnidaria; Anthozoa; Malacalcyonacea; Nephtheidae
Product: protein arginine N-methyltransferase 9-like
Exons: 2
Coding region: 34-2508 (824 amino acids)
Biological process (GO): peptidyl-arginine methylation
Molecular function (GO): protein binding; protein-arginine omega-N monomethyltransferase activity
Source: RefSeq, a predicted model, not a curated record